This is a messenger RNA of Archocentrus centrarchus (flier cichlid), 3006 nucleotides long. RefSeq names its product adhesion G-protein coupled receptor G7-like. Gene Ontology annotation, molecular function: G protein-coupled receptor activity. Gene Ontology annotation, cellular component: membrane. The transcript has 15 exons. The coding region runs from base 1 to 3006 and encodes 1001 amino acids. Gene Ontology annotation, biological process: cell surface receptor signaling pathway; G protein-coupled receptor signaling pathway. The record is from RefSeq and is a predicted model, not a curated record. Lineage: Eukaryota; Metazoa; Chordata; Actinopteri; Cichliformes; Cichlidae.
AUGGACGCCGGCAUUUGGCUCGUUUUCACUCUGGCUGUUCCUUUAGCCUCCUCCACAGCUGGAGCAACAACACACGUCCCUGAUACUACAACUACUGCACUGCUCGCCACAGCUGAUACUACAACUACUGCACUGCUCCCCACAGCUGAUCCUACAACUACUGCACUGCUCGCCACAGCUGAUACUACAACUACUGCACUGCUCCCCACAGCUGAUCCUACAACUACUGCACUGGUCCCUACAGCUGAUACUACAACUACUGCACUGCUCCCCACAGCUGAUACUACAACUACUGCACUGCUCCCCACAGCUGAUCCUUCUACUACUGCACACAGCAUUACUACUACAACCACAGAGGGUACUACUGCUGAUGAAGUUACUAAUGUAACUGAAGAGGGUAGUACUCUAAUUACUAUUACUACCAGCCCCCCCCCUCAUUCAACUAUUACUGAUCCUACUGAUAGUACCACCCACCCCAUGACUGAACAAACCAGUACUACUUACUAUACUCCAACUACUUCAGUUGCUACUACUACAACUACAACUACUCCUUACACAAGCACUGCUUUACCUUCUACUGAUACUACUAUAAUUGAUACUACUUUCUAUCCAACAACUGGUGAAGAUAUUACUACUUAUGAUACUCCUCCUACUACUACUACAAUUGGUACUACUACAACUACUCCUUACACAAGUACUACUUUACCUUCUACUAAUACUACUGUAACUAAUACUACUUUCUACCCAACUACUGCUGAAAUUACUUAUCCUACUGCCACUCCCACUCUGACUAGUACUGCUCCUUCUACUACACCUACUAUUACUACUACUACUACUACUCCAUCUCCAACUACGAUUACUCCUGGUACUACCACUGCCCUGAAAUGUGAGAACGGUGGGGAAAAUGUGAACGGCGUCUGCAUCUGUCCUGAUGAAUGGACCGGACAGACCUGCUCAGUAGAAAACUUUUGCAGAGCUCAGCAGCUGGGUGGAUUCAUCUUCCCUCAAACGCCGAUUGGCUGGUUUGCUUAUUCUGAGCAACUCUGUGAAGCAGGAACAGCUGGUGCUGGUAAACCAAAGGCUUCAACCAGAUGUUUGUCCAAUAGUGGAUCACCAGCUUUCAACCGUCCACAGAUCUUCUACUGUGACCUGACGCUCAGCGACAUACAAAAUCUGACCAGUGCAGCUGAUUUAGAGACUGCAGCAGCCAGCACUCAGAUUCUGACGUCCAAACCAGAAGAGCUGACAGCUGCAAACAUCACAGCAGCAGCUCAGAUCACCAACACGCUGCUGCUGUCUCCAAAUGCUACAGAGAGCGUCAGGGUGUCGGCAGUAGCGACGGUCAGCCAGCUGCUGAACGCCACCGUGCCAGACGACGCAGCGGAGAACAACGCAACUCAGGGGCUGACGCUGCCCCUGGACCAGCUCUCUGUGAACCUCAGCCUCAGCGUCAAUGCAUCUGAGUCUCAGGUGGUGCAGCCGAACCUGGUGGUGCAGUCGGCACAGGUCCCUGCUGCAGACACUCAGGGAGUCCAGUUCACUUCUCUCAGAGGGACGUCUGGCAGUUUUGUGGCUGACAGGAUUCAGCUGAACACAAACACAACACAGCUCGAGGUGGAAAACGGGUUCAUAGCUGAUGCCCUCAUUUAUGUGCAGUUUCCACCAGGUGAAGGUGUCAGAGGUCGUCAGACAAACUCAGACGUCUCUCUGGGGUUCGUCCUCUAUCAGAACGACCGUUUCUUCCCUUCAAAACUCUACAGGAAGCAGAGCGCCACCAUCAGGGUCCUGUCAGCCAGCGUCAGAGGGGGGGAGCGCACCGUGGUGCCGCAACACGUGGAGAUGCUGUUCAGGCCAAGGCUGAUGGACGGGACGUCUCUGCACGACUUCUCCUGCGUUUUCUGGAGCUACGCUCUGAAGGAGUGGAGCACCGCCGGCUGCUCUAAGGGGAACGGCUCAGAUGGACUCAUGAGGUGUUUCUGUAACCACACCACCAACUUCGCUGCUCUCUGGUCAUACAGAGAGAACUACGAGUACGCCGAAGCUCUGGAUGUGAUCUCCAUCGUGGGACUUUCUCUUUCUAUCCUGGGUCUGACUGUGACGAUCAUCUAUCACCUUAAAGAAAUGUUUGAUAAAAAAGACACCAUCAAAGCUCAGCUCUUCAUCUGCCUCAGCCUGCUGGCCUUCAUCAUCACCUUUGUUACUGGAGUCCAGAACAGACAGCCUGAGGUGCAGACUGACGAUCGGACCAACGACCUCCUGGACUCUGAUAAACACGUAGAACCGGACCGCGGCUCGUGCACGGCCGUGGCCGCGCUGCUGCACGUCCUCCUGAUGGCCACCUUCAUGUGGAACGGCCUGUAUGCCACUCACUGGUUCCUGGUCUCAGCCAUGCACCGCAGCCUGCCAGCACACUGGACUCUGCUGAGCAUGGCUCUGGGAUGGGGGGUCCCAGCCUGUCUCAUGGCCAUCACACUGGGGGUGACCUAUAAGGUGGACGAUCCUCUGGGAUACAGACAGGAGGAAUUCUGCUGGCUUGCAGCUCUGGAUAAGAACAAACGCUUCAGCUUUGACAAACCCAUGUUCUGGGGGUUCCUCCUUCCAGUUGGACUGGUCCUGAUCUACAUCAUGGCUCUGCUUCUGGUUUCAUGUUUCCUAAGGAAGAAGGACUCCAGUUCUUCUUUUGGGAAGAUAUUUUGGGAAAACCUGCUUCUGGCUUUGUUACUGGGUGUGUCCUGGGUGUUUGGGUAUCUGGUCCUCGUCUCUUCGGGAACAGCACACCUGGCCUUCAGCAUUUUGUUCUGCGUCUUCACAACCACACAGGGUCUUCAGAUUUUUAUGGUCACAGCCACACCAGCCCUCAGAUCUGCCAUGUCCCGAUCACUGCAGUACCUUUCUUCAGUCAGCAUCUCACUGAACAACAUGAAGUACCGCUUGUGGGAGGACUGGAAUGAGAGCCACUCUGACAAAUUCAUAGACCUGAGCGAAGAGGUCAAAACAAGCUGUUAA